This is a messenger RNA of Cryptomeria japonica (Japanese cedar), 2276 nucleotides long. Its product is annotated as U11/U12 small nuclear ribonucleoprotein 65 kDa protein. The record is from RefSeq and is a predicted model, not a curated record. Gene Ontology annotation, molecular function: U12 snRNA binding; pre-mRNA intronic binding. Gene Ontology annotation, cellular component: U12-type spliceosomal complex. Gene Ontology annotation, biological process: mRNA splicing, via spliceosome. The coding region runs from base 241 to 1554 and encodes 437 amino acids. NCBI's taxonomy places the organism in Eukaryota, Viridiplantae, Streptophyta, Pinopsida, Cupressales, Cupressaceae. The transcript is spliced from 2 exons.
AUUUUCAGCCGUUUAGCAUAAGUGGUCGAUUUCUAAAAAUUUGCAGUCGCAUUCUGUUCUUUGUUCCUAUCCCUCAGAAGUGGCUAUUAAAUUUUAUUCGUCUCUGACAUUUAACAGGACAUAAAUAUUUCGGAGUUGAGGUGACAAACGAAAAUGUGCCCCUCAAAUUUGUUCUCGAAAGAUUUCUCAGCAUCACAGGACGUCUGAAAAUUUUGUGGGCAGAUUAUUGUUCAAGUUACAAUGGCUGCACAAGUUUGGAAUCGAAAUGAGAAUGAAUCAGGCGGAAGGCAAGACGACCAAGUGACCCUAAUUGUUAAACAUCUUCCGGAGGCUUUGCCCGAGGAAACCCUGAUGCGAUUGUUUUCUUAUUACGGCGCUUCUGCUGUGCGUCCUUGUGUUGCAGGACGGCUCAAGAAUUCUGCGUUUAUUGACUUCGAAAAUGAAGCCACAGCUUCUCGGGCAAAAUCGCAGUUGAACAGGCUGAGAUUUCUUGGAAAGAUUUUAUCAGUGGAAAGAGCGGAACCCCUGAACAGUGUAGGUAGAAAAGAGGGAGAAGCUGAGAAGCAAGAUCCUCCCUUGUCAAAGGAGAAUCAACAAUUAACAGGAGAUGGCCCUAAAUUUGUUGGCGAACCCAUUGCUCCAACUCUUGGUAUUGAUUAUCCUUUUCCACCUCAUCUUGAGUAUGCAUAUCCUCCCCCAGAUGGAAAUAUACUCACAAAUAUUGUAAAUGCCCUUAUUGCCGUUCCGCGUUUCUACACACAGGUUUUGCAUUUAAUGAACAAAAUGAACUUGCCAGCUCCGUUCCGUCCGGCACUACCCACACCGCCAUUGCCUACACCACCAUUGUCCACACAGCCGUUGUCCACUUCUUCUUUUCCGAAUCGUAGUCUUGGAGAUUUAUCAAGUGAGGAAUCUGAACUAGAGUCAUCAGAAGAGGAAUGCUUCAAUGAUGGAAAAACCCUUACUGGUUCUGUUGAGUUAGAUAAGAGACAGUCUGGAGCAAAGCCCACUUCUGUUUUGCGAAAGGAGUUAGUUCCUGUAAAGAAAAAAAGACCUGUUUUACAGAUAAAGAUCAAGGCCACUCCCAGCGGACAGCCAUGUGAUAGUAGUACGAAGGAAAAUAAAGAUGUUGAAGACACCGAAAUGGAGAUCGGGGGAGAUGAGGAGGCUGCCACAACUCGGUUGUUUGCAACGCCUGCUGAAUUAGAGGCUGGCAAGCUGCCUCUAACUGAGCUCCUUGUCCUUCCAAUGUUCAAGAAUUAUAGUCCUGGAAAUCCAUCUCCUGUUUUGUAUAUUAAGAAUUUGGCAAAAGAUGUAGUUGUGGAUGACUUCUCCUUUGUAUUUGGGUCCCUUUUUGGAAGUUUGGAGGAAGCCAAAUCCAGACUUGGGAUAAAGUUAAUGCAUGAGGGUCGAAUGAAGCACCAAGCAUUUGUAACAUUCCCAUCCACAGAACUUGCACGUUUUGCUUUCGAAAUGGUACAGGGAUUUGUGUUAAAAGGAAAGGCAAUGAUAAUCCAGUUUGGGAGAUCUCAUUCUGCCGGCAAGGCAACUUGAUUAGUGGAAAGUUCAGGGACGAAAUCUUUUAGUUUCUCUAUCAAUCAUAUCAGUGGAGGAGCUGGCUAAUCUGAUAAAAAAAGAUCGAACAAAUGGAUAGAAACUCCACACAGUUGCUCGGAGUACUGGAUGCAAACCUGCACAUCGAGGAUUUUCAAUUAUGCAUACAAUGCAAUCAGAUAUGCCAUUAUUAAUGCUGUCUAUUACUUUACUUGAAUUGUAAUGUUUUGUAGGCAAUCAGUCAUACAAAUUCCUUAUUCCUUAAAAUGUGAGUUCCAUGGGAAUUCAAGGAGUACCAGGAUUAGUCUUCCUGCAGCUGUUCUUUUGCUUGAUUCAUUGGCUUUAAUAAAAGCUCUACAGAUUUUCCAAGCACAUGUUUUGGUUUUAGUUUUUGAACCUAUUACUGUUGAUUCCAUACCUACUUAUGGUUGGUUGCCAAUGUAGUCAUCAUUGAGCCAGCAUGUAUGAAUAUUUGACAUAAAACCCUUAAAGAUAAUGCCCAACUUGGGGACUGGAAGAGCAAACUUGAAGAAGACAUGAAAGCAAUCCAAUAGCAGGAUAACAAGAGUAAUGUAUCAGAGGUUCUUGCAGCAAACUAUGUUGAAUGCAAUAAUUUGGAUAACAUUUGCUUUGGUUACACAAAUUUCAAUGUUUCUUAGUAGUAAUACUCUAUUUGUAUCUAGAGUCCCUUGGCAAAAUUUAAAACUUUGAGUAAGAUAUAA